Molecule: messenger RNA, 1759 nt
Organism: Drosophila erecta
Lineage: Eukaryota; Metazoa; Arthropoda; Insecta; Diptera; Drosophilidae
Gene: Mipp2
Product: multiple inositol polyphosphate phosphatase 1
Exons: 5
Coding region: 192-1571 (459 amino acids)
Molecular function (GO): acid phosphatase activity; inositol phosphate phosphatase activity
Source: RefSeq, a predicted model, not a curated record
GGCUGCCAGAUGAUCUGACAGCCUUGCCACCAUUCGCCAGUGGCACACUUGUCAAAUUGUUUUUCUUUCGUGUUUAUUAUUUACUAGAUUUAUUUUGCGCUCGCAUUUCGUUCUGUUUUCCAUGUUUUAAUCCCGUUUUUCGGAAAACCUCGACACCAAUCUUGUGACAAGUUUUUCCGUUCCCCGGAAAGAUGCUAAGCCAAUUUUACUGUUUGUUUUUGUUGCUCCCCAUCUACUUCUUCGUGGACAUGACGUGGGCUGAGGAGGGGGACUGCCGUCGCCUUAACCGCGCAGAUAUCGAGGGCAGACUGUCCACAAAGACGCCGUACAGAGCGAUCGCCAAUUACGACGAAACGCCACCGAAAUACGCCGGCUGCCACCCGACGCGAAUUUGGUCCAUCAUCCGACACGGAACACGAAAUCCCAGCGAAUCCGUUAUCCUGCAGGCGCAAAAUCGCCUGUCAGAAAUAAAGAAACGCAUUCUGGAUCAGCCGAAACCGCCGAUCUGCAACGCUGAAUUGAAAAAGUUGCGCCAAUGGCACUGGAUGCACCUGAAUGCCACCGAAGAUGAGAAACUACUAGUGGCCGAGGGUGAGGAUGAGUUGAUUGAGCUAGCGGAACGGAUGCAGCGUCGAUUUCCGAAUCUUCUUCCCGAGUUGUACAAUCCGGAGUGGUACUACUUCAAGUAUACGGCGACCCAGAGGACACUGAAAAGCGCGGAAAGCUUCGCCACGGGUUUGUUUGGUCGUCAUCGCAUCCAUACUGUACGAUAUCCGCCGCCUUUGCACGAGGAUCCUGUUUUGCGGUUCUAUAAGGGCUGUGGCAAGUGGAAAACUGACGUCGAUAAGAAUCCCGAAACCUUGGUCAACGCACGCAGGUUCCUUGCGGAGCCGCAGAUGCAGUCAGCAGUGCAGCAUGUACGGAGCAGCACCCGGCUACCGGAUCUUCAGCCGGAGGACGUUCAGCUUAUGUAUACGGUGUGCGCUUUCGAAACGGCCUGGCAUCGCCCGCGUCGCAACUCUGGCUCGAUGCCAGAUUCGUCAUACGAAUCCGUGUGGUGUAACUUCUUCGACGUGGCCGCAUUGGAGGCGCUGGAGUUCUUUGAGGAUCUGGAGUACUAUUGGAACGAUGGCUACGGCUAUGAACUGACUCAUCGCAUUGCCUGUCCGGCAAUCGCAGAUAUGUUUGCGGCCAUUAGCUCCUCUGAGGAGAAACGGCCGCGACGGGCCAACGCCACGUUGUACUUUACGCACUCGGGUACGCUUCUCAAAUUGCUGGCCCACCUGGGAUUGGCCCGGGAUAGGAAGCCGCUGACGCACAAACACUUUGCAAGCGAGCGUCUUUGGCGCACAAGCCAGAUCGACGCGUUCGCGACCAACUUGGCCUUCCUACGUUACGAUUGCGACAAGGAGAAGCCGCAAGUCCUGGUGCUGCAUCAGGAGCGAGUGGUGCGCCUGCCCGGCUGCCCGCAGGACAAGGAUCUCUGUCCGCUGGCCACGCUGCGUCGCCUUUACGCCAAGAGCGUGGACCACUGCGACCGCGAGGAGAUGUGCCGAGUGAAGGCCAACUAAGGCGCACAAUCGGAAUGGCGCUGCUGAUGCUGAAGGAUCGUUGUUUUGUGGCUCUGCUGCCCUGCCACUGAAUGACCACGGGAACGGAGAUUCGUCGGAAAGUUUAGGAUACAACUGAUAUAAAGAUAAAGUUAGGAAUGGAAAGAUGCGAAGGAACUGGAGUUAAGCGAUUAUCAGAAUAGGACUAG